AUGGAUAACGAAAUAAGGAAUGAGCGAAUAGGGCCGCUGCCUGGGGGUCGCCAGGGCGCGCCUGGAGCUGGCGCUGGGCGUGGCAGCAUGCGGGCCGCCAGUGCCACCAGUCGACCGGCGCUGCCACCUAGCCGGUCGACAUAUCCAUCAUCCCCACCAGAUGGCUUGGCUCCGACAGGGUCCACCAGGGCCCAAUCUUCGGCGCCCGCCGCUGGUGGUGUACGCCGCAUGCGCUGGACUUCUCUCAUGAACGAGAAUGUCAUGCGUGCGUACUACAGGGCGACAGGAGGGGAAACCGGACGGACUGGCUACCGAGCGGCAAUGUACCGCGAGUUCCUGCUGCUCGAGCCGAACUUAACUGUCACGGAACAAAACCUGGCAGACCGGGCUCGGUAUAUUCAGCGUUCUAACAUCUUCAACGCUACCGAGCUCGAACGAUUACGACGUGAGGCUGUCCCGGAAGUCUCAGCACCUACCGCAGAGCAAAUCGUCUCCCAGGCGGCGCCUGUCCGCGAGGAGACAAUUACCACGUCACAAGAUUUGCCUGUGGAGGAAGACACUGAGGGAACAGUCUCCCUUGAUAUAGAGCGGAUGAGAGGGAUUCUCGAAGAGGCGAUUUCUGAAAUCCGGAGCGCUCCUCUAGAGAAUCGUCCGCGGCUCUCCCGACUUACACUAAAUGUAGCGACGCGGGAUGUCAUUGAGGCCAUAAACAAAAUGCUGCCACAACAUCUGGAGAGCAGCACUGGCCUGGGUGAUACGGCUUCUAUUCUCUUCGGAGCGGCGCUAGCCGUGCACCGAUUCAUCGGUGCCAAGACUCUGGGGCCGCGGCGUGCUGCUGCUACAAGGCACAGCGCGGAACCGGCCUGGAAGAGGAGAAUAGAACACCGUAUCACUCUGGCUAGAGUCCUCAUUGGCAGACUGCAAAGCUUCAGGUCGGGCAACGCUAGGCCAAGGAUUGUGCGCUCUGUUAGAGUUGCGUUUAACGGGUGUGGGGUCAGGUUGGACCAGCCUGACAUCGCGCAAAAGCUAACAGAGCGCAUCGACGACCUGAAGCAGAAAAUCGCUGCAUGGGGGAACCGCAUCCGACGAUACUCGGCAAGGGUUGAGCGAUUUCAGCAAAAUCGCCUCUUCUCGAGUGAUCAGAAAAGGUUCUACAAAAGACUGGAGUGCCCAGCAGUCUGCUCUACCUCUCAGCGACCGGACCCGGCCGACCUAGUCACCUUCUGGCGGGGGGUGUGGUCGAGAGAGGUGGAACAUGAGGAGGGCCCUUGGAUUGCGGCGGUAGAGGAAGCAUGUGCCAGAAUAGAACCGAUGAGCCCGGUUGCCAUCUCUGCGGAGGAUGUAGCUGGUGCAGUAAGGCGGGCCCCGAACUGGAAAAGCCCGGGACCCGACGGACUGCAUCACUACUGGCUGAAAGGUUUUUCGGUUUGCCAUGCGACCUUGGCUCGACAAUUCCAAGAGGCUCUCGAGCAGAGGGCGCUCCCGAGCCUUUUCACUACCGGGAUCACUCACCUAGCUCCAAAGUCAACCGAUGCCACCGAUCCGGCUAACAUUGGUGAGUCCAUCUUGCUCGCAAACAUGUUCAGGAUGCUGUUGGAACCUGAGCGCAGUCUUUUCAGCAGUGAUGCGGACUUCUUCCGCAUUAUUGCAAAGAAGUCAUCAGUCCGCUCGUCUGCGAACAUGCCUGAGGCUGAACAGAACCGCGGCAAGCCCAACAGCAUCCUAAAACCAUUAUUAUACUGCACCCUUAGGGUGUCUAUGGCCUUUUUUGAAAAGUUGACCCACAAGCUUCCCGAGUAG
Molecule: messenger RNA, 1800 nt
Organism: Maniola jurtina (meadow brown)
Lineage: Eukaryota; Metazoa; Arthropoda; Insecta; Lepidoptera; Nymphalidae
Exons: 2
Coding region: 1-1800 (599 amino acids)
Source: RefSeq, a predicted model, not a curated record